Molecule: messenger RNA, 1094 nt
Organism: Sphaerulina musiva SO2202
Lineage: Eukaryota; Fungi; Ascomycota; Dothideomycetes; Mycosphaerellales; Mycosphaerellaceae
Exons: 1
Coding region: 351-905 (184 amino acids)
Source: RefSeq, a predicted model, not a curated record
GUCACGUCUGGAGUAUAUUCUUUGACCACCACUCUUUCGCCCCCUUCGCUGGGUCUUCCUCUCAUUUUUGCAACAUUCUUUUCCUACUACAGCAUAACAAUCGCUCCCAGACAAGUCUGGACCUAGUGUACAAUCGUUUGUAUUCCGGUGUGGUUUUCGGGGAGAACGGAUAACAGUCACGGGUACAUACAUUCACCGAGGUUACACAACUAUUCUGGACCUUUGCCUGCGAAUCAACGGCGCGCCAGCGACGACGAAAGCUUUGGGGGUACGGCACGCCUAGUAUUGGAGAAAUAGCAACUCCUCGCAGUAUUCGCCACGACAGACAGAAGAGGCUCCUGCAUUAAGCCAUGUCUACAACAGAUACAACCACAAGUUCCAACCAAGAUAAUACAUCUGGCCUUAAUGGUGCCCUCAGUGGCCUAGGAGAUGGAAUACACGUUUCGUCCGGCGCGAUCGCCGCCAUUGUCAUCCUCCUUGUCCUGGCCCUGAUCGGCUUGAUCGUCGCGUGCGCAUAUGCUUUUGGAGGUUUCAAGCGGUGCUGCUCGUGCUGCGGCCGGAACAAUAGUAGAAAGAAGCGUUUGUCUCAGCUCCCUGUGUACAGCGACAGGGGAUACUUGGAUGAAAGGGACAAACUCCCGGCCUGGAAUGCUAGUUUGGCUCGCGGGACAGAGGUGCAAGGCUUAUCAAGGAUGGCGAGUGUCAAGCAAGGAAUAUUCGGACGCAAGAGAGCGUCGGACGGGCAUUCGAUGCUCCUGGAUAACAACAGUCCAUACAACAGCGCGAGGAAUUCUCAACUGACGACACACUCGCAACUGGCGAGCCCAGGUAUGGCGACUCCGUAUAUGAUGGAAAGCAGUGAACAAAAAUCGAGAUUCAGUAUAUGGAAGGAGCAGCAGCGUUAGUCUGUUUCUGGUCUGUGGCGAUCUAAUGCAUCGUAUGGGAGUUCUGGGGGAAAUCAAUGUACAUACUGGGACGGCCAUGGAGAAGAAUGUGAGGCGCCUACCUACUACCAACGAACAUGGGUAUAGUACGUGCAUUUGUACAUAGAGACGACGAUAGCCCGCAUGUAUGCCAACAAGGGGUUCUUCAGC